This is a messenger RNA of Stegostoma tigrinum, 12530 nucleotides long. Its product is annotated as sorting nexin-27-like. NCBI's taxonomy places the organism in Eukaryota, Metazoa, Chordata, Chondrichthyes, Orectolobiformes, Stegostomatidae. The record is from RefSeq and is a predicted model, not a curated record. The coding region runs from base 9 to 1649 and encodes 546 amino acids. Gene Ontology annotation, biological process: signal transduction; intracellular protein transport. The transcript is spliced from 13 exons. Gene Ontology annotation, cellular component: early endosome. Gene Ontology annotation, molecular function: protein binding; phosphatidylinositol-3-phosphate binding.
GCUGGAAGAUGGCGGACGAGGUCGGCAGUAGGCAGCCGGGCUCCGGCUCCGACUUGGAGGGGUCGACGCCCACUAAUCCCAGUCGGGGUCCGCGGCUCGUGAAGAUCAUCAAGUCGGAGACGGGUUACGGCUUUAAUGUGCGGGGCCAGGUGAGCGAAGGCGGCCAGCUGAGGAGCAUCAACGGGGAGCUGUACGCGCCGCUCCAGCACGUCAGCGCCGUGUUACCUGGCGGAGCGGCCGAGCGGGCCGGGGUCCGCAAAGGAGAUCGCAUUCUCGAAGUAAAUGGCGUUAAUGUUGAGGGAGCAACACACAAACAAGUUGUAGACCUGAUUCGGGCGGGAGAUCGGGAGCUGAUUCUGACGGUGCUGUCUGUUCCACAACAAGAAGCUGAUCGGCUUGACCCUGGUGAUGAUUCAUCUGGGAACAUCUACUAUGACUACAGUGAGAAGCGGGCAGUGCCAAUCUCUAUCCCUGGCUACAAACACGUUGAACGGAAUGGGGAGAAGUUUGUGGUGUUCAAUAUUUACAUGGCUGGACGCCAGCUCUGCUCACGGCGCUUCCGAGAGUUCACAAUCCUUCACCAGAAUCUGAAGAGGGAAUUUUCUGACUUCCAUUUCCCAAAACUCCCACGGAAGUGGCCAUUUUCACUCUCGGAACAGCAGUUGGAUGCCAGGCGGAGAGGCCUGGAAGAGUACCUUGAGAAAGUAUGUUCAGUAAGCGUCCUUGGAGAGAGUGAUGUGAUGCAGGAGUUCCUGGCUGAUUCCAGUGAGAGUACAAAUGGGCUAUCAGAUGUGGAUCUGAGGAUAGCUUUGCCUGACAGAAACAUCAUCACAGUCACUGUAAAAAAGAACAGCACUGCAGAGGAGGUCUACAGGGCUGCACAAGAGCACUUACGAAUGGAUGGUAUUACAGCAAGUUUCUUUACGCUCUUUGAAGUUGUGGAUCACUUUUUUGAGCGGAAGCUAGUUCCCAAUGAGUUUCCACACAAACUGUACAUACAGAACUACACAUCAGCAGCGGCUGGGACAUGUCUGGUCAUAAGGAAGUGGCUCUUCACUAUGGCCCAAGAAGAACUUUUGAAUGACAACGACCUUGCAGUAACCUACUUCUUCCACCAGGCUGUGGAGGACGUAAAGAAAGGACGGAUUCGAGUUGGUGAUAAGUCAUACCAGCUUCAGAAACUGUCGGAGCAGCACAAAAAAGUCAUGUACCUGAACAUGAUUCGGACUUGUGAAGGCUACAAUCAGAUAGUUUUUCCACACUGCCGAUGUGACUCUCGAAGGAAGGGCCACGUGAUGGCAGCAAUUAGCAUUCAGCACUUUAAACUGCAUGCCUGCACAGAGGAUGGACAGCUGGAGAACCAGGUAAUCAUGUUUGAAUGGGAUGAGAUGCACCAGUGGGACACAGAUGAAGAGGGAAUGGCAUUCUGCUUUGAGUAUAUCCGUGGUGAAAAGAAACCUCGCUGGGUGAAAAUCUUCACUCCUUAUUUUAACUACAUGCACGAGUGUUUUGAGCGUGUUCUGUGUGAGCUGAGAUGGAGGAAAGAGAUGGAAGAAGUUGGCAAUGAUGAAGACAAUAGGAAUAGCACCAACCACAUGAAUAUUUUUCAUGCAGCAGCAACAAGAAGUACUGGAGGCUCACUGUCGUGAGGGAAGACCUCAUUCUCUGUAGCAUCUCAGCACCUUAGCAUGAAAACUGAAGCAAUUGGACCUUUUGACAUUGGGGCAAUGGGGAGGCUUGGAACAGCUGAAACCUUUCCUCAGUGUAGCUGUGACAUCAAAACAGUCUUCAAGUAGUCCAUUCCUCAUUUCAUCACAUCUCUCACUGUUGUAAUGUUGCCACUCGUAGCUGCCUCUACGCGAUCAAGGAGUAACAUGUUUAUUGGACAGUGCAGGAUGCUCGGAAAUAACCUUCCCUAUCUGAAGGAAUGAUAUUAGUCCAUGGUUGAUUGAGUACGAGAGGCUAGAGCUUGCCUGCCCUGAAUUGUUAGCUGGGACUUGUGGGUGAGGGAUUGAACACUAUUAUCUUAGCCAGGAUCUCCAUUCCCGACCUAAUGAAUAGACAACCCACGCAAACAGUAAUAGUUAAUUGCUGAGUAUUAAAGAGACAAGAUCCCUUCUUUUUGUUCAGGGAAUCUCAGACUCCAAACUAACUGGAUAUUGUUGGAACAUAUUCUCAGCACUGAACCAGUGUCAGUUCAUUUCAACUGUUUUUCCACACCUGAAAAUCGAGCUACGUAGUGUGUGUAUAUAUAUGCUCAUUUGCUUCAAACCUGCCAAUGGGAUAUUAAAGAGCUUCUUGCUGUGUGAUGUCUGGCAUACAGCAUGUACAGUAUUGUCAAUCAGUGGCAUAUAAUAGGAGGGAAAGUGUAAGAACCUUGGUGGAAGGCUGAUUCUCCCUUAAACUUACAGGAAAAAAACUUCUUGUGCUGUGUUGAAAAUUGAAAGGGAUAUUUUGUAUUAGUAGCUAUGAUGCUAUGUUAAAGACAGUGCAAACACACAUUUAAAAGUUAUAACAGGGCUGUUGCAUUUUUGGGUUUUCUUGAGUAGGGAGUGCUAAGUAUUAUGCCAUCCAGUGACUCAUUGCUACUGAUUUCUCCAAAGCUGCGUAGGAAAUACCAUCUUUUAUUUUUGUGUUAUGAUAGUGAAAUGAACUGACAAGGAAUGUGAAAUGUUGAAACCUUAAGUGCUCGAUAGGCUGGAUUUGUAUUUAAUCUUAUACAUUCAUUGUGGUUUUUUACCACAUCCUUUGGGAACUGGUUCAGGCCAAUCGCUUGAACUGUACAUGGUAUAUAUACACUACUUGGGGAAAGUAUUUCCAAUAUGCUUUGUGUUGUGUGCUGUUUCUAAAAUGAACAGUUACGCAACCUUGAGAUACUGCUUAAUAUCACAACUAUUCAAACUCUUUUAUAGGCUAGGGCUAGUCAUCAGUGUUGGACAUUGUGAGGCUUGUAUUACUCCAGCAGUGAUGUUGAUCUGCACAAAGUUCAUCUUGUACUUCAGUAAGUGGGGAAUUUACUUGAAAGCGAGGAAUCUCUGGGUGCGACCACCUUUGAGAGAGUUUAUACUAAUUCCCUGGCUCCUGUUUUUUUUGUAUUGUGGCUUCCUCAAAGUUCAUCAACUGGGUAUGGAGUUGUGGAGAAACAAAAUAGGCCAGUGUGAGUGAAAGAAAAAGAGGCUGAUUAUGAGACAUUCAAAGCUUUCAAUCAGCAAAUCUCCUUUGAGGCUGCUCCCUAUGUAGCACUCCGACAGAGAUCAGUUUCAAAGUCAACAUCAGGCUUUCUGAUUGUGGAGCUUACAGCGAGUUCUGAGAAAUGUUGCACUAGGCUCUUUUUACAGAAAACUGGUAGAUUGUGUAUUUAUAUUAGGUUCAGCAUAUCCAGGCAAAAGCAUGAGGACACACUACUGCUUGUCAAAGGCUCAUGUGGAGGGAAGCGAUUGUUUUGUAUUAAAAAAAAAUCCUAGUCUUCGCAAAAUUACCAUGUAAUUUCUUGAAAGCAUCAGUGUUAAAGCUGCAAUGUAAUUAUUUAUAGAUCCGUAAUUAAAGGUGGCGACUGGUUUGUGUAACAUGCUGUCAUUGUAAUUGAGUUGAUUUACUUCUGUUGCCCUCAGCAAUGGAGUGGAUGGGGAGUUGAUCAACAAGAUCUCAUUUAUAAACUAUAAUAUACAGAUUGGGAUGUUGGGGAAAGUGUAGAAGUUAGGGUGGUUGGAAAAGUAACUUUGUUCUUUAAGACUUUAAAGUUUUUUUGUUUAAUGUUGAAAACCAGGUGUAAACCAAGUAAACUGGAUGUUUCAUUUCCAAAUCGAGUUCGUUACUAAUCUGUGGUCAUCCUCCUUUACUGGGGAGGAUCAAGGGAAGGGCAGAAGCUGGAAUUAUUUUGGAGAUGUUAUGAGCUCUCAAGUACCCAAGGUCUACAACAGAAGUUUAAAUUGAGUUGCUUAUCAGUUGCAACCUUGAUUAUAAAUAGGGGAGGAUGAUGGUGUAGUAAUGAUGUUGCUGGAUUAGUAAUCCAGAGACUAUUCUUGCUUUUGGGGACAAGGGUUUACACUCCAUAGCAACAUUGAACUUGAAUUCAAUUGACGUAAAUCUGGAAUUUAAAAACCGUCUCAGUAAUGGUGACAAUGAAACUAACUUCAAUUGUUGUAGAAACAUCUGUUUCACUAAUACCCUUUAAGCAAAGAAAUCUGUCAUCCUUACUUAAUUUGGUCUACCUGUGACUGCAGACCUAUAUCAAUCUGGUUGAUUCUUCUCUCUAUUCUGCAAUGGCUCAUCAAGCAACUCAAUCCAAGGUCAAUUGGGAAUAGGUAACAAAUUACCAGCAUCCCAUACAAAAAUAGUGAAGAACUACUCUACAGCAGAAUAUUUCUGACUGACCAGCUGAAAUAAUUCAUUGAUGGGCCCUUGAAUGUUAAACUAGGAUUGAUUAAUUUUAGAUUUACACCUUUAUUUCCAUAAUUACCUUUAUUUCAGAAAUUCAGUUUUUCUUCUAAUCAGAAUGUUGAGAUACUUCAGUGAUUUGUGUUGACGAAUGAACCCAAUUGGAUUUGUCUGUAGGUCAGAUGCUCUGUGAAAUCUAAAAUAGGCCAGUGUGAAGAUAAUUCUUAAAUAGAAUCACCUGGGUUCAAUUAUUUUGUGGUUCAUUUGCUGUCAUCUUGCAUGUCCCCGAGGGUUGGGGAGGGCAUGAGCAAUUCUUGGGACUGCAGCAGUACUAGGGCUCACUGAAAGAUUGCACAAACUUGUUUUUUUCAUUAUAUGGAAGCCAGUUAAAAAAAUCGUCUACCCAUUUCUUUAAGUGGUCAGUGCAUUGUAACUUUGGACUGUGUCCAUUCCAUUGUCUGUUGGUUCAUUGAACCGGUCAUUUUCUAAUCACUGCCAUUUAUCAUUUUAAUCAAUGAGCAGCCUGGAGGAGUAGUAUCUGUCAUUUGCAGUAAUGUAAUGUCUUUAAAAUUCUUCUAAAUAAAUGGAAAAGUGUGCAUUUCUGCCAUUUACCAACCAAAAACAAUUCUUCAGUGUGGCUUUGGCAUAGUAGCUGAUGGUUUGGGGAAGCAAUUUAUAGUUCUAAAUGAACAAUUAUGUAACUUCUAGGUAUUGUUUAAUAAUACAGCUAUUCAAAUGCUUAUAGGCUAGUUGCUGAUUAUCAGUGGACAUUUGUGAGGCUGUUGUUAUAUUCUUAAUAGUGAUAAGGCGCACAUCAACAUUCAAAAAUUAGAAAGGUAAAUAACUCUACAUGAUUAUUUACAUACUUAAGACUCGAUUUGUUUUUUGGUCGGUGAAAAAGACAAAUAACUCAUCAUAUUUGGUAAAUAGUGGCUGGUCAUGUGUGUUGGAUGCCAGGACAGUUUGGGACAUUCCAAUAUGAAGAUCUUCAACUGUCAAGUUCUCUCAUGUUUAACAUCAUGUUUGUUCUCACAUUGUGGUACCAUGCACCAGCUUCUUCACAGUGCUGCAAUCAUUUGUUAUACUUGACACAAAAUGGUAAUGGUUAUAGUGUCUCAGUAAGUCUUCUGUCAUCAGUUGGGAAGUCAUUCAAAAGCUGUUAGUAUAACAGUGCAAGAUGAUGUGAACCUAAGAAGUCUUACUCCUGAGUAGCUGAAAAAUAUAGGAGUAAGUCGUUGGAGUGAAAAGAAUUUUGGGCUCAAAGAUUAAAAGUUCUGAAAAUAAAUUUGACCCAUUGAUUUGGUUCAUUUGAGUCUCGGUAUUUCCCCUUGAAACCUUGUGAAGAAUUGUACAGAUGAGACUCCUGAUUUUGCUCAUUUUUAAAGCUAAUCAAAAUUUUGAUCCUACUUUAUUCAAAAUUUUUCAAGGUAAUCUGUACAUUUAGAUUAAAUAUCUUCAGGUGAAGAAAUUCCACAGUUCCUGUUAAUUAUCUAUCUUUGAGAUACCCAAUGUGUCGUCGUAUUUUUGAGUGUCAUUGGACUUUUACCAGUUUAGGCAGCUUUCUGUAGCAGAGAAUUUCACAGGUGCACCACUUUCUAAGUGAAGAAAUUUCUCUUCUCUUAAUUCAAAUGGCUUAUCCAAUAUCCUUAGAUAGUGAACCAUGGUCCUGAACACCCUGGUCUUCAGAAUUAUCCUUCCUGCGUUUGCCCUGUCUAGGCCUGUUUUAGAUUCUGAGAUUCCCCCCUCAUUCUUCUAAACUCCAGUGAAUACAUUCCUAACUAAUCCAGGUUGUAUUUAGUCCUGACAAACUUGGUAAAUAUUCAUUGCACUGUGUCCAAGUCGGAACAUCCUUACUACUCUUGUAUUCAAUUCUGCUGACAUUCAACAAGCAUGACUUUCUUUUCGUAAAUCCAUGCUGACUGUGCUGCUAUUUUCCAAAUUCUCUGCUAUUACAUCUUUUAUGUAUCAGCAUGGAUAGUAGACUUGGUUAUUUACUACUCAUCAAUAUUGAUAAGUUAGAGAGAAUAGACUGUAACAUCUGACCAAAUUUGGUUAAUGACAAGAAUAGGAGGGAGGGCAUGUUACAAUGAGGACAUCGGGUAUCUGCAAAGAGAAGGAGAGGUUGAGUGAGUAGACAAAAACAUGCUGGAUUUUAAUCUAGGGAAGUAGGAAGCAUCAAAGGCAGACCAUUACUUAAAUGGAAAGACUCCAAAAAAGUACAACAUGGAGGGAUGAUGGGAGUUUGGUUUUGUCUAUGUAACAAGAAUUGGGAUGUUUUAUUAUAAUUGUGCAAGAUGUUGGAGGAGUUGCAUGGAAGUUUGGUUUUUGCUUUUAAGAAAAGAUGUACCAGUAUUGGAGGUGGUUCAUUCCUGGGAUGAAGGGACUGAAUUGACACAAUGGCUAAACAAAUGAAUCCUUUUUUCAUUAGCAUUAAGAGAAUGAAGAGUGAUCUUGUUAUAACAUGCAAGAUUCUGAGGGGGGAUUACAGGAUAGAUGUUGAAAUUUUUCUACUCUUGUGGGUAAUGUUUGUGAUAUAGUUUUAAAUGAGUGUCUCUUUUAUGCUGUAGCUGAAGUGGUGAAGAAUUUCAUGGAGUGUAAUGAAUGUCUAGAGUGCUUUACUGCCGAGAUUUGUGGGUUAUAUCAUAACAUCUGAGAAACGUCAGGGAGUUGGGAGUUAUGAGGAGCUGCUGUGGAAGAGGAGUUGAGGCCUUGGGCAAAUCAGCCCUAAUCUUUAUAGGAUGGUAAGGUACGUUUAAGAAUGAUCUAUCUUGCUUCUGACAAACAGGCCAACUGGCACAAUUUUCUGUUAUUUCACUUGAGCAGGAGCGUCAUAUUAACAGUUUUCCAUUUGCCUGGAGACUCCCUGGAAUCCAGUGAGUUCUAGAAUACUUUAGCAAAUGCCUCCGAUAUUUCUGCAGCCACUUCCUUGAAUGCAGGCCAUCAGGUCCUGGCAACUUGCCUGUUUUUAAUCCCACUAGUUUUCUAAAUACUUUGCCAUUUGUGUUAGAGGCACAAAGUUGGAAACAAAAAGUUUCCUCCCAUUAGCACAUUGGUGUGUUUGAGAGUCUACCGCCAUUCAUACCAUUGCAAAAUACUGGUUUAAAUUAUCUGCUGUUUUGCUGUUUUCCUGUUUCCCCUGCUAUCAAUUCCCCAGUCACAUCUUCCAAGGGUCCAGCACUCAUUUUAGCUAUUUAUUUUGCUGUUUAUUUUUACAUUUCCUGCCAAUUUACUUUUGUAAUCAAUUUCUCCCUCUUUAACACCAUUUUAAUCAUUCACUGCUGGUUCCUAACAAAUUCCCAAUCCUCUGGCUUGCCAGUAGUUUCCAUCACUUUGUAUGCCUUUGUUUUUAAUUGAUUAUUCUCCUUAAACACCUUUUGUUAACCACAGAUGGUUCAUCCCCCUCAUCCUUCUUGACAAUUUUUGCUGACCGUGAAACAUUUGCUGAAACAUCUGCCACUGUUAUUCCACUGACCUCCCCCUUGGUCUAAUUUCGGAGUUGCCUUCAGGCAACUCUUACUUCACAUGUCUGUAACUGUGCAUAUUUAACUUGACGUCGCUUUGGGCGGCACGGUGGCUCAGUGGUUAGCACUGCAGCCUCACAGCGCCAGGUACCCAGGUUCGAUUCCAGCCUCGGGUAACUGACUGUGCGGAGUUUGCACAUUCUCCCUGUCUGCGUGGGUUUCUUCCGGGUGCACCGUUUUCCUCCCACAGUCCAAAGAAGUGCAGGCUGGGUGGAUCAGCCAUGCUAAAUUGCCCGUAGUGUUCAGGGGUACAUGGGUUAUAGGGGGAUGUGUCUGGGUGGGAUGCUGCAAGGGGUGGUGUGGACUUAUUGGGCCGAAGGGCCUGUUUCUACACUGUAGGGAAUCUAAUUUUAAUUAAAUCCUAUCGCUCACAUUUUACUAGAUCUAAAAUGGCCUGUACUAAAAGUACUACUGUUUUUGAAAAAAAAAUCUUUGGUAUACAUUAUAAAUUAAUCUUCCAGGUUACCCUUGCCCAUCUGAUUUAUCCAGUCAAUAUGCAGAUUAAAUCACCCAAGAUUUCCUGUUCUCUAUGCAGUGAGUCAACUACAAGGAUCUAUACACAACCUCCAAGUGUGACUUUUCACUUGCCACUCCUUUAUUAACAAAGCUACCCCAUCUCCUUUCCCAUUUGGUCUAUUCCAUAAAAUUAUAAGAUAUGGGACCAGGACUAGGUUGUUUGACCGUUUAAGCCUGCUCCACCAUUCAUUCAGAUCACGGCUGAUCCCACAUUCAUCCCACGUUUAAUGGUGUGUGUAGCAUAUGUUUGACCCAUGUCAGUUCCAUUCUGACAGAAGGGGACCUGUAUGGAGCACAGAGCAUUACAGCGAAGUACAGGCCCUUCGGCCCUCGAUGUUGUGCUGACCUGUGAAACCAAUCUGAAGCCCAUCUAACUGACACUAUUCCAUUAUCAUCCAUAUGUUUAUCCAAUGACUAUUUAAAUGCCCUUAAACUUGGCGAGUCUACUACUGUUGCAGGCAGCGCAUUCCACAUCCUUACUACUGAGUAAAGAACCUACCUCUGACUUCUGUCCUACAUCUAUCACCCCUCAGUUUAAAGCUAUGUCCCCUCGUGCUAGCCAUCACCAUCUGAGGGAAAAGGCUCUUACUGUCCACCAUAAACACAAGCAGACAACUGGUGGGCUAAACAGGCUAUUCCUGUGCUGCAAAUCUGCCCCAAUUAGCCAGAGAUGACAAAAAUCUGCAACCCCACACCCCAUGAUAAAAUUCUGAAUAAUGUGGUCUCAAGUUCAAUCCAACAGUUUACUGAUCAUUUACCCACUGAACAGACUUGCAGAGGCUGGCUGUCAGAGUAACACUGGUUUAUAGUUGAGGAAUUUGGUCAACUUAAAGCAUUUGUUAUUAAUUAGAGUGCAUCUUUAACCUCUAGUAUUUUAUGGCAAGCUUGCCUUUUAUUGUAUAUUCUCCCCUACUAUUUACACUCCUCUAAUCUAAACCUUGCAGCUUUUUAGAUAUCUCCUUCUGGAUUGUUUUGUGUGUAUAUCUUUUAUAAAUAGGACAGUUUUGUGCUUCAUGUCCCAUCACUUGAAUCCAUUCUGCUAGCUGAUGUACAAUUGGCUGUUCUUGUUACGCUCCUGUUCACUGUCUGUGGUUUAGGGGCAUCCUUCAUUAAUUACACAAGGCACUUGGACACUCCUGACAACCAGAAGUUUUCUGUAAUGCUGUUGUUUCCUGAGCUUUCAAUUAUGGCAAUUAAGUGGAGCAUACAAUAAGUAUUGUGAAAGAGGAUGUUAUGUUUCAUCACCUUAAAGAAAUGGUACGUUACAAAAAAUGUGCCUUUCCUUUUGGAUUUUGUCAGAAGUUAAUGACCAUUUUACCCAUAUUUUAAUAGCAUAACACCACAAAUUAACUGGGUCAAUAACAUGAGUGUUUCUGUUUGCUUCAAUGAAUAUCAAGUGAAACUAAACGUCAUGUCACCAUUAAUUCUAUGUGCUUGUGUGUACUUGUCUAAAUCUGGGGCUUAAAGGACUGGCCACAUUAGCUGCCAGAUGCAUUUUAUUCUCCUCUCAGGAUAAAUAUUAUUUUACAUUAUACUUUGACUUUUAUUUAAAAUGUGACUUGGAACUGCCUUGAUGGAACUUGGACCCCUCACAGCUUAGUGGUCUGUACAGAUCUCGGCCUGUUUUCUUUGUAGGGGUUACUGCAAUGAAAUGGAAAUGACUAUACUGUCACCACAAUGGGCACCAUCCAAUGUUACACAACAUUGCACUGUUCACCACUAACAUGCAGGCUGCAUGGAGUGGUUUGUCAUCUCUCCAACUGAGCAUAAAUAAUAACUGGUUUGUAAAACCCCAGUCAAACCAACAUAUUGCUUAAGGAAAGAAAUGUCAGUAAGGGGACCAAAGAGUCAUUUAGCACAAAAACAGACCCUUGGGUCCAAUUCAUCUGCACUGACGAGGUUUCUCAAAUAACUAGUGUGUUUGACCCAUAUCCCUCCUAAGCCUUUCCUAUUCAUGUACCUGGCCAAAUAGCUUUGAAAUGUUGUAACUGUUCCACAUGUGAAUCACUGUGUGACAAUGUUGCCUCUCAGGUUCCUUUUUUAAAUCUUUCUCCUCUAACCUUAAAAAUAUGCCCCAUAGUUUUGAAUUCACUCACUCUAGGGAAAGGACCUUUGUUAACCUUAUCGCUGCCUGUCACGAUGAUAUAAACCUCUGGUGCAUUGAUUUUAUUUGACUGACCUUGAGCAGCUGGAGUCACACCAGCAUUUUCCAUUUCUCAAGUGAUAGGCACAGCAUCUGUUGUGUCAAAACUUGUUGUCCUGGAUUGAUUUCCAUAUCGCUAGCUGGUUGCAGCACUGACUACACAAGCUAAAUGUAAAUAAGGGAAAUGUACCAGCAGUUAAUGUAGUUCCCCUCAUCCAGACCUGGAGUAGAGAAGCCUUUUCCCUCAUGUAAUUCACCACCAAGCUUAAUAACCAGUUACUUCCAGCAAACUGUCAGUGAUUGGGGCUGAGCUGAUUAAUCUCAAUGAUACAAGUCUGUUCCAUGCAAAAUGUUGGGCUUUUCUGAAAACGUCUGUUUUCUUCCAUAUUUUUAUUGUUCUGUUGAGUUAUCUUCUGAUAUUCCUCCAGCUUGUGUGAACAGGUUGUGACUGUAUGUUUCCAAACAGGAGGCUAAAAUGACUUACUUCUCUAUAAAUGAGGGAAAAUAUUUGAUUAGUGCACCCUGAUGUGUUGCAAAGCGUGUUUGAGAAUCCAGUGCAAAUUACAAAUUUCUACCCUCUCCCAGAUUAAGUGCCUCAAACUUCUGUUUGAGUGGGGGUUGCUGAUGCAUUAUUCUCUAUGCACCUUGCUAAAAAUCAAGACUGUGCUUACACAGUCAUUUUGUAUAAUUGCAAAAAUCAUUUUAUUCUACUAAUCAUUCUCAAUAGGAUUUGUGUUUACUGACUCUUUAAGUAAGAAAACAGUUUGCCAUAUGUAAGUUUUAAUAAACUGGAGGAAAGUCUCCAGCUGUGUACAAAUGUUUUCUAAAGGAAAAUACUUCCCAUGUAUUUGCUCUGGCCAGUGAGAGGUGGUCUGCAGCCAAAAUAAUCCACAACUCUUCUGUUGUGCCUUAUCGCCCAUCUCUAUCUCAGCCUGACUGCUGCUGAAAUCCUCAUACUGAUUUGUUAAGUAUAGACUGGACUCUUGCAACAUUCCCCUAGCCAGCCUUGUAUUUUAUACCGUCUGUAAAAUUUAGCUUCCCGUAUCACUUCCAAUCAUUUUUCACUCCCCUACGUACAGACCUACAUUAUCAGAAGCCUAGAUUUUAACUUCAUUUUGCUGUUAAAAUGCCUCCCUGUCCCUGUAACCUUCUACAAUCCUCCAGAAUCUCUGUGCUUAACCCACUCUGGUCCUUUAAGUCCGAUGCCCUUUGCCUUCGACCUGUGGCCACUGCCUUCAGCCAUUCAGAGCCUAACCUCUAUCAUUCCCUUCCUAAAUUUUUCUCUUCAUGUGCUGUUCUGAGGUAGGCUUCAAACAAGGUUUUGUUCACCCUUCUGAGUUUCUCACUAGUUAUUGACUGAUGACAGCAGCAGCAGCUUCAACUGCCAAAGGGGCAAUACUCCAAGAGCUUGUGAUUUCCAAUAAAUCUAUUGGACUUGUCCACUCCAGUUCAACACCAUCACCUCCAGAUCAGAAGCAGCUUUAGCCGAUUUACUAUGUUAAGAAUGCUGUAUAAUACUAGCUGUUGUUGCUGAGAUCUUAACAGUCUACUUAGUCAUAUGUGAAAACUAGCAAAUUACACUCUACCACUGUAAGGAAUGAUCAAGACGUACCUGUCUUGCAGAUAAUAACACUAGUGUUUUGCAUUGGUAAUUUCAUUAAAUAAUGCUCUUCAUUUACUACAGUAUGCUUGAUUCUGUUGUAUUUAGAAACUAUUUCAAUGAUAAUUUAAAAAGAAACUUAUUAAUAGAAGCCAUGUAUGAGUCCCACAUUCUACAAUGAUAGCUCAGAAAGUGAACAGUAGUGAACGGAUCUGGAACGGAGUGAAGGAAAGCUGGAUCUGACUGUCAAUGAUGGCGAGGGGUUUGGUUGUGAUGGGCUGUUCCAGAAGAUCACACCUGCAAGACAGUAGAAAUAACUCUUAAUCUUCUGUUCGCAGACAGCAAGAGGAGCUCAUGGAGAAAGUAGCAUUAA